Messenger RNA from Anoplophora glabripennis (Asian longhorned beetle), 2302 nucleotides. RefSeq names its product UTP--glucose-1-phosphate uridylyltransferase. Gene Ontology annotation, biological process: glycogen metabolic process; UDP-alpha-D-glucose metabolic process. NCBI's taxonomy places the organism in Eukaryota, Metazoa, Arthropoda, Insecta, Coleoptera, Cerambycidae. The record is from RefSeq and is a predicted model, not a curated record. Gene Ontology annotation, molecular function: UTP:glucose-1-phosphate uridylyltransferase activity. Gene Ontology annotation, cellular component: cytoplasm. The coding region runs from base 135 to 1661 and encodes 508 amino acids. The transcript has 6 exons.
AGACUAAGAUACAGAUGACUCUAAUCUGUGACGAGAAUACUGAUAAUAAAUUGUAAUUUAUAUUAAUAUGUCUGAAUUAAAUUCCGUGGAAUAGAUUGAGUUCGUGCGAGUUGUGUUUAUAUACAUUUCUAAACAUGUCAUCUUUACUGGAUGUGGUUAAAGGCCACAGUAGGAAUCCUAGUGAUUCCAAGGAAUUCAUUCAGGCCACAAAACGAGAUGCAAUGAUGCACCUUCAACGGGAGCUAGAUCAGCUUAGCGACAAAUCAGAACCACAUAGAUCAGAACAAGCCAGGAAAGAAUUUGAUGACUUCAGCAAGUUAUUUAAGCGAUUCUUGGAUGAGACAGGGCCUUCUGUUAGUUGGGAUAAAAUAGAAAAAUUACCACCAGGUGCGAUUAAGGAUUAUAAUAGUCUAGAAUCGCCAACGGCAGAUACUGUACAUCACAUGCUUAAUAAAUUAGUAGUAGUAAAAUUAAAUGGUGGUCUGGGAACCUCCAUGGGAUGCCAUGGACCUAAGUCUGUCAUUUCUGUGAGAAAUAAUCUGACUUUCCUCGAUCUUACUGUUCAACAAAUAGAGCAUCUUAAUAAAACGUACAAAGUAAAUGUGCCAUUAGUGUUAAUGAAUUCUUUCAAUACGGAUAGUGAUACUGAAAAAAUAAUUAGAAAAUAUAAAAAUUUACAAGUAGAAAUUCAUACAUUUAAUCAGUCCUGUUAUCCAAGAAUAAAUAGUGACUCUCUAAUGCCAGUCGCAAAAUCUGGCAUCAUUGCUGAAGAAAUAGAAGCGUGGUAUCCACCAGGUCACGGAGAUUUCUAUCAAAGUUUCAAAAACUCAGGACUCUUGGAUAGGUUUAUAAAUUCUGGAAAAGAUUAUUGCUUCAUUUCCAACAUAGAUAAUUUAGGAGCCACCGUAGAUUUAAGCAUUUUGAAUUUGUUAUUGAACUCAAAAGAACAGUCUGAUAAUGAAUUUGUUAUGGAAGUUACAGACAAAACAAGGGCUGAUGUUAAGGGUGGUACCUUAAUAAAGUAUGAAGGAAAGCUUAGACUUCUAGAAAUAGCACAAGUUCCUAAUGAACAUUUAGAUGAUUUUAAAUCUGUUAAAAAAUUCCAGUUUUUCAAUACCAAUAAUUUGUGGAUUAAACUUGACGCUAUUCAACGGAUUAUUAAUGAAGGAGAUAUGAACAUGGAGAUCAUUAUUAAUAAUAAAACAUUCGAUAAUGGUUUGAAAAUCAUCCAACUGGAAACUGCUGUUGGAGCUGCAAUGAAAUCUUUUAAUAACAGCAUAGGAAUAAAUGUCCCUAGAAGUCGAUUCUUACCAGUAAAGAAAACAUCUGAUCUGCUGCUUGUUAUGAGUAAUCUGUAUGUCCUCAAAAAUGGUUCAUUGGUUAUGUCACCUCAAAGAAUGUUUACCACAACUCCCUUGGUAAAAUUAGGUGACAAUCAUUUUUCAAAAGUCAAAGACUUUUUAAGGAGAUUUGCAAAUGUACCAGAUAUCAUUGAACUGGAUCAUUUAACUGUGUCUGGUGAUGUAACAUUUGGAAAAGGAGUGUCAUUAAAGGGUACAGUAAUUAUUAUAGCCAACCACGGAGACAGGAUAGAUAUUCCAUCAGGAGCUUGCCUGGAGAAUAAAAUAGUUUCAGGCAAUAUGAGAAUUUUAGACCAUUGAAAGAGCAUACAAAUUUUAGAUAUUAAUUUUAAUUAAAUUAUUGUUUUAAAAAAAUUGUCAAGUGUCUAUUUUUCUAUGUUUAAUUUUAUCUUUUUAUUUCACAAGAAUUAUAUUUACAAGAUAGGUACUCUAAGACAUGUAUACUGUUAUUAAAAUAAUAUAUUUGUUACAGAACUUCCCAUUUCAUUUCAUCUGUGAAAAUAUAUGUUGUGUAACCAUAUUCUUACUUUUUUUAAGAAAGAUGUGGAAUAAAUUAGUACAGAUUGAUCUGUAAAUUUAUUUUUAUUAAUUAAAAGAAUGUACACUUAAAUAUAAUUAAUUAGAAAAAAGAAAGAAUUAAAAUCGUUUUAAGAUAAUUCAUUACAUCUUUGAAAAUAUUUUCAUUAUGAAUAAAUGUAGUUAAUUUGUGCAAUUAAUAAAAAAAAGACAAUUUAAAAUGUGUUAAACCUGCAAUUUUAUGUGUAAAGUAAUUUUGAUUGUAUAUUCCAUUAUAUUCAAAAGUAUUAUAUUGUGUGUGAUGAGAAGUUAUUUUGACACUACAGCUAGAUUUAAUUCUCUUGAAAGAAAGGAAGCUAUUUCAUUGAGAAUUAAUUCUUUUAUUGUUACAUUUGUUAUUAUCGACAUUAAAUUUGUCACGUCUU